Populus euphratica (Euphrates poplar) is the source of this 1545-nucleotide messenger RNA. Its product is annotated as protein SAWADEE HOMEODOMAIN HOMOLOG 2-like. Gene Ontology annotation, molecular function: DNA binding; chromatin binding. The record is from RefSeq and is a predicted model, not a curated record. The transcript is spliced from 9 exons. Lineage: Eukaryota; Viridiplantae; Streptophyta; Magnoliopsida; Malpighiales; Salicaceae. Bases 222 to 1364 code for a protein of 380 amino acids.
UCUCUCUCGCACACAUGAAUUGGCCUCUGCUUUUCUUUCUUUCUCUGUUGUUGUUUUUUAGAGGAUUCUGCCCUUUUAGUUUCACUUGUUCUAUUUUUUUUCUUGAAAGAAAAAAAAACAAACAUUAACCGUAACAAACAGAGUUUGAUUGCUAAAAGAGCGCGUGUCUGAUUCGAAAAUGAAUUGUUAGUUGCAAAAGAAGGGAGUAGUAGAGUGAAGUGAUGGGUCGUCCUCCCAGUAAUGGCGGUCCUUCCUUUCGCUUCAUGCAAUAUGAGGUCACGGAGAUGGACGCUAUUUUGCAAGAACACCAUAACAUGAUGCCAGCUCGUGAGGUUCUUGUAUCUCUUGCAGAGAAGUUCAGUGAGUCUCCAGAGCGAAAAGGGAAGAUUCAAGUGCAAAUGAAACAAGUUUGGAAUUGGUUCCAAAAUAGACGGUAUGCAAUAAGGGCAAAAUCAAAUAAGGCCCCGAUGAAGUUAAAUAUAACACCUAUGCCUCGCGAUGAUUCAGCUGCUGCAAGGAGUGUGCCUCAACAAGUAGCUGCUCCUAUACCUGAUGCUGUGCCAGUCACUACAUCUGCUUCUUCAGCUGCUGGUGCCAGAAGGGUGACUUCAGAAAACUCUUAUAUGGAAUUUGAAGCCAAAUCUGGUAGAGAUGGUGCAUGGUAUGAUGUAGGAACCUUCCAAUCCCAUAGAUACUUGGACAAGGGGAAUCCGGAAGUGUUGGUUCGGUUUGCUGGUUUUGGACCUGAUGAAGAUGAGUGGCUUGAUGUUUGCAAGCAUGUCAGGCAGCGUUCUCUCCCUUGCGAAGCAUCGGAAUGUGUUGCAGUUCUUCCUGGAGACCUCAUACUCUGUUUUCAGGAAGGCAAAGAUCAGGCUCUGUAUUUUGAUGCUCAUGUUCUUGAUGCACAAAGACGAAGACAUGAUGUAAGAGGUUGCCGUUGUAGGUUUUUGGUGCGUUAUGAUCAUGACCAGUCUGAGGAAAUUGUGCCACUAAGGAAGAUUUGUCGGAGGCCUGAAACUGAUUAUAGGCUGCUCCAACUUCAUGCUGCAAAUGACUCAGCAGCUACUGACCAGCAGAAAACUAGUGUAGAUCCCUCCAUAGCAAGUACCCUGAGGGUUGCUGCUUCUGCCACAGAAACAAUGCUGCAGCAGCAACAUAACACGGGUGUAGCAGCUCCGGUUUCCCAAGCCAAUGUUUCUCAACCUGCCAAAACAAUAAUUGCUGAGCCAAAAGAGGCUGCAACCCUCAGUGCUCUCGAUUCUGGAAAUCCUAGUUUCAUCUCCACUGCUGUGUUGGCGAGUGGAAUGGCUACGAGUAGCGGCCCUGGUGGCUCUGGAGAGAACAUGCAGGGAAUUAAAUUGUAGUUUGAUGUACCUUGAUAGCUGCUCUGUUUCAUGAUGAGCAGCUACCUUUCCCCACAAUUGUAGAGGGGACAGGAUCCACUAGUAAUGAUACAGUAAAGUUUAUUCCGGUCCAUGUACAAGAAUCGCAACCAAAUAUUAGGAAUCUGAGACUAAUUUUAUGAACUUCUUGGGCCUUUAUUAA